AUGAGUGAACAAGCUAUAACCAAUCAGCUCAACACACAGGCAACAAAAAUUCACAAGCGCAGGUCAAAUGCCAACCAGAAAAACAGGAAGAAGGCAGACAAUUUUGUGGAUGGAGUCCGAGAGCAUGUGAGAUUAGGGCCUAAGUUCUCUGAAACGGUGAAGGGAAAGUUGAGCUUGGGGGCUAGGAUUCUUCAAGUUGGAGGAGUGAAGAGAGUUUUCAAGCAAAUUUUUGGUGUUGGAGAAGGAGAGAAGCUAUUGAAGGCUUCCCAAUGCUACUUAUCAACAACAGGAGGCCCUAUAGCUGGUCUCCUCUUUAUCUCUUCUCAGAGGAUUGCCUUUUGCAGUGAUAGAUCAAUCAAAUUCUCUUCUCCAAAUGGUGAAUUGAUUAGGAUCCAUUACAAGGUCUCUAUCCCACUGAGAAAGAUACAAAGAGCCAACCAAAGCGAGAAUGUGAAAAAUCCAUCUCAGAAGUACAUGGAAAUCGUUACUGUGGAUAACUUUGACUUCUGGUUUAUGGGAUUCUUGAAUUACCAGAAAGCUUUCAGCUACCUCCAACAGGCACUCUGUGAAGCGUUGAGAAGUGAUUCAAAGUUUCUUCCCCCCAACUUCUACAAAUGUAUUUACAUGAACCUGAUAAGGAUCUGUACAGUCAGAGGCUUUGUACAAUUUUUUUGCUAAUGAGAAAUUGAUUUCCAAUUUUUCAACCA
Vitis vinifera (wine grape) is the source of this 707-nucleotide messenger RNA. RefSeq names its product GEM-like protein 4. The record is from RefSeq and is a predicted model, not a curated record. The transcript has 4 exons. Bases 1 to 678 code for a protein of 225 amino acids. Lineage: Eukaryota; Viridiplantae; Streptophyta; Magnoliopsida; Vitales; Vitaceae.